UGUGUUCCAAACUCAGAGAUCUCAGAGAGGAAUACUGAAACUGAAAAGCCAUUCAGCUGACACUGAGCGCAAUCAGAAGACUAAAACAUGGAAGUAGAUAAGAAGACUCUGCAGACCGAGAAGACCCAGAUCACAGACUGUGAUCUGUCAGAGCAGAUAAAAGCGGUGACUAAAGAAAGCCACAGCCGAGCUGAGAACACGCAGCUGAUGCUGGCCUACCAGAGGGGACAGGUCACUUUGCCGCAGUAUAAGCUGCUGCUGUGUUCUUUGUAUAAGAUCUACGAGGCUCUGGAAGAGGAACUGGACAGGAACUGCUCACAUGAUGGUGUUGCCCCGAUUUACUUUCCCCAGGAACUGGCCAGGCUGGAGUCCCUCAAGAAGGACCUGGAGCAUUUUUAUGGUCAGAACUGGAGAGAGCAGCUUGUUGUACCAGCCGCUACACUGAGAUACGCUCAGAGACUAAGAGAGAUCGGAAAGGAUCAUCCUGAGUACCUGGUGGCUCACGCUUACACUCGUUACCUUGGCGACCUGUCAGGUGGUCAGGUGUUGGGCCGCAUUACCCAAAAGUCUCUGGGGCUGAAGAGCGGAGAGGGCUUGGUGUUCUUCACAUUCCCAGCCGUGAGCAGCCCGAAUCUGUUCAAGCAGCUGUACAGGAGCAGAAUGAACAGCAUUGAGCUGACGGCAGAGCAGAGAGAGGGUGUGCUGCAGGAGGCCAUCAGAGCCUUCCAGUUCAACAUCGAGGUGUUCGAUGAACUACAGAACUUGUUGAGCAUCUCAGAAACGAAAGAGCUCAGGCAGAGACACAAAACGCCCAGCACAAAGACUCCAGAAGCCAAAUCAGCCCAGAGUUUACGCUUGUCCCCCUCUCUGGCCUCCAGCUCUCAGCUGCUCAGGAUGCUCCUCGGAGUGUGCGUAGCUCUGGCAGUCGGCAUGGGAAUCUAUGCAUUUUAAUACUACUCAGCUUCUGGCUGUGCCACAUGUAAAAUACUGUAUACUAUGUUAAUGGUUAUUGUAGAUACACUGUACAGUUACCUGCUGACUGGCGGUGGGUGAAGCUUUCCAGGAGCUCCAGGAUCAGGAGUCAUCUUUGUGCACUUCCAGCCUGAUGCAAUUGUUUCAAACGCACUUUUAACAAGACGUGGACCAUAAUACUUUUUCAACAUGCCCUCGCCAACUUCGCCUCACCUCUAAGAAGCACGUCACACCUGUGCUACACAAGUGAAAUCGUGUUGCACUGCCUUACUUUUCUGUAAAUGCUAGAAUGUUAUGAUUUAGAAACAUGUAUAUAUAUAUAUGAGGUUUGAAAAGGGAAAUGUGUCUCUUUGUAUGGGUUUCUGGGCAGGUUUCUCAGUCCCUCACCCUUCCGUGGGCAGCACUAAAGCUAAUAAAGUAAAGGAAUGGCCUGAAAUGAUGGGGCCAAGUGGAUGAUGGCAUGCUUUAGAAUGGGGUCAGAUUGUGUAUACUCUGUAUAGAUGUUAGCAAAGAUUUUUUUAGCGGUUUGUUCUCUGAUUAUCAAUCCAGCACUUUCUUACUGAAGAGCUCAGAAACUAAACUGGGCUGAGAGGAAAUAUGCACUUGUAAUAUGUCCCUGUAUUAUGGUCCAGCUAGUUUUCUGUACUGGAAAUAGCAGUGCGUGAAUGUGUACGGUUAUAAGAAGGUCUAUUGUGGGUGGGCAUUAUUAUACCACAAACAAAUGCAAUUUCAGUAAUGUGCAUUUUGAAAUUAUGCAAAUAUUGAAUACCUGUACAUUUUUUGAUAGAUUCAUAUUUGCCUUUUUUAAGAAAAUAAAAGAUUAAAGCAAAGCAAACUGUUGU
This is a messenger RNA of Pygocentrus nattereri (red-bellied piranha), 1814 nucleotides long. Its product is annotated as heme oxygenase-like. The record is from RefSeq and is a predicted model, not a curated record. Lineage: Eukaryota; Metazoa; Chordata; Actinopteri; Characiformes; Serrasalmidae. Gene Ontology annotation, biological process: heme oxidation; heme catabolic process; response to oxidative stress. Bases 88 to 951 code for a protein of 287 amino acids. The transcript is spliced from 7 exons. Gene Ontology annotation, molecular function: heme binding; heme oxygenase (decyclizing) activity.